This is a messenger RNA of Stegodyphus dumicola, 7176 nucleotides long. RefSeq names its product homeobox protein AKR-like. The record is from RefSeq and is a predicted model, not a curated record. Gene Ontology annotation, molecular function: DNA binding. NCBI's taxonomy places the organism in Eukaryota, Metazoa, Arthropoda, Arachnida, Araneae, Eresidae. Gene Ontology annotation, biological process: regulation of DNA-templated transcription.
UAUUAAUUGAAUUUCAAUAAUUUAUUACACAAAUGUUGGCUUUGCAAAUCUAACCAAACAUGUCUUACAUUGCCAAGUUUUAAACCAGUAAGUUGCUUAUUACCAAGUUUUAAGUUUAAUUCUGAUCUUGAUGACAGGUCUUCGUAGGUAUGCUUCUAGAAUAAAAGGCGGGAUAAUUCGUUAUUCAGUCUAUUUUUAAGCGACAAAAAGGCUUUUCCACAUCCUUGAGAAUGUUCAUUUUCAUAACACGGAGUAUUUCGCCGCUCUGGCGACGAAUUCUUGUUCUUGGCGCUCUGCUGGCAACCAUUUUCACGUUCAAUGUUGAAUCUCGCUCCUUCUGUCAGUCUUGAAACACGUGCGUUCUGUGCUGUCCGAGCAUCUCGGACCUCUUUAGUCCAGCACCACUGAAGUGUUUUAUAUUUUCUACAACCCUUUUCUGAAGGGCUGCUGUUGCCCUCUCAUCGAUCGUGGAUUUGAAAAGAGGGAGGGAAAAAGUCCCUGUUCCAUCUGCCAAAAUGAAGUCGCGUAAAGGACGAGAAGUACCUUGCUGAAUGCGCCGCCAUUUUGUGGUUUUGACAGGCAACUCUCCGCCCAACAUAUCGCUUGGCAAUUCCUCACUCUUACAGCCAAGGACAGUCUCCCGAUGCACUUAUCUGACGACGCCAUGCCGUAUCCGCGCCCGGAAUCCCGCCUAGCCGGGGAACAGGCUCGUCGUAAGAGGAGAGGCAACCUUCCAAAAGAAUCUGUUCGCAUCCUGCGUAUGUGGUUAUACGAACAUCGCUACAGUGCUUAUCCAUCCGAAAAAGAAAAGGCUAAAUUAGCUGAAGACGCCAAAUUAACGCAGCUGCAAGUUUGCAAUUGGUUCAUAAAUGCUCGACGUCGUAUCUUGCCCGAUAUUAUCCGUAAAGAAGGCCAGGAUCCUUUGCAGUACACAAUUACAAGAAAGAAUGGUGUCAAUAUGCCCCGGUCAAUGCCAACAUCCGCCUCAAUGAACAGAUCUAACAACUACAUUCGUUCGAUGGAUUCGAACAAUAGUCCAGUUUCUUUAACAGAUGACAGUGUUACUGAUGUAGAUGCUGAUAGCGAGGACUCUGAUAACAGUACUACGUCCACAGCAUCCUCUCAGAUCAGUUCGUCUCAGGAAGCUUGUCCGCUCAAGUUAACUAAGCGAUGGCAAAGGACGCACGAACAGGAACUGCUCGUGCAGCCCCCUUCGGAAACGUCUCUCCAUUGUACAGUCCUGCAUAGUCCGCCUACAGUGAAUGAGAAAGCAUCUCACCAAAAUGGUUUUGAGGAAAGCUCAAAGGCAUUCAAAGCCUCUAAAGAGGACUCUUCUGUUUCCCGGAACUCUGACAAUUCGACUCAAGACAUGUGGACAUCCUCCAAUACACCUCCGCUGACUCCUCCAUCGUCAACAGUCGACAAUUCAUUCACUCGUCUUUACAUUCUGGUCAAUGUUGCUUGCGAGGUACGUGACCAACAGGAGCGUGAAGCGAAAACGACUAAUGUUGAGUUAUGAAAGGCUGUGUUGAAAUUUAGCUUUUCAUUAUUUUAGUGCCUUAUGAAAGUCUCUUCAAAAUGUCUUUUCGUGAUCCAGGGCCGUUCCUCCUUAUUUUAUUUAGGAAACCAUUUUGCUCAUAUGUCUUUUAUGUUUUUGUAGUCAUUGAUGGAAUAUCAUUCAGUUCAUAUAUUUUUUCUAGAUCAGAAUUUUUAGUCAGUGUUGUGGAAUCACUUUGCAAAAGCUUACCAUGAAACUAGAUAUAUCAAAGAAAUGAAAUCGUCAUUAAUGGUAGCUUUUUAUUUUAUUUUAAUCUUUUUAUGCGUUUUUAAGAAAGCAUCAUCUUGUUCAAUGCAUUAAAAACUGUGAAAGUUUCAUGAACUUCAAUCUGAUAAUUACAUAGUUUAGAAACUUUAUUAUUAGCUAUAAAUUGAGAUAUUUAUUUUAAAUUUCUAGGCAAGGAAUUUUUCUGUCAUUGAAAGACAUAAUCUAGAUAUCUCAGAAACUGAGAUUUAAGAAUACUUUAAAUCAAAUCAAAGUAAAAUAGAGAUAAAUGUAAUGCUAUAAAUUACUAAGCACUGAAUGCAAGUCAUAAUGUAAUAAAAGGUCCCAAAAUCAUUUUAUGUCAAAUUAAUUAGCACGCAAUAUUAGAAAAAUGUAAAUUUGACUAAUAUUAUUCUAACAGCAAGCAACGAUUUAUUAUCUGAAAUUAUUAUACUUGCAUUUAGAUAUUCAUAAAUAAUGUGCAUAAAAAUCUGCGUGUACAUGUUUAUAAAAGUGUUAAAAGUAAAUAGUUUUUACCUCCAAUUGUUCUGAAUAUGGUAUUUCUGAAUUCUGGUCUCUGAAGUAUUGUAUAUCAUUGUGACUUGAAUUUUAUUAAUUAGAUUUAGACAAACAUAAUUUCAUAGCUGAUAAUGCUGCAUAUUUGUCAAAACUAUGUUAUCUAAAAGGCAAAUGAGUCUUAAACUUUGGUCAUAUUGCGUUAUUUUGUACGAUAGUUGCAAUAGCUUAUUUGCACAAUAAAAUUUUCUGAAUGAACUUUUUUAUUCGCGGCAGUUAUGAAAUACUGAAUGAGAGGCUUAGUUCUAAGUCGUUGAACUGUAAUAGAAAUGCGUAAUUUCGCCGAAUUUGUCAAGUCCAUUGUAUUUUACGAACUACAUUAACUGCCACUGUAAAUGUCCAAUGUUGAGUUUAAAUUAUAUUUUCAUAUGUAAUCUUGAAUGAGCAGUUUUACUUUUUGUAUCCAGCAUUUCCUGUAGUUAUACAUUUGUGCAUUUUUAUCAUUCAUAUUUUAUUUUUAUUUUUGUAUGAAUAUCAGAGUAUCAUUUGAAUUGAUAAACAUUAGGUGCCAUUAAGAUAACAUUCAUAAACACAAAUUCUGUUUCGCUCCAGAAGAUCCUUACAGUUAGCCCACUAUUAUAAGUCAGUGUUGUUGCAUGUUAAAAAAUGGUUCUGUGAGCCUUGUAGCUUAAAAUUUAGUGGCAUAGGACACUGUUGUAGUCUUAUGUGACAAACAGCUAAUAGCUUUUACUUGUGCCAUCAAUUCCUUGAGACGACCAUGCAUUAAAGUGAUGUAGAAUGAUAUUUAGAGUACUCUAAUAGUCCUCUAAAAUAGCAGUUCUUUAUGAGUUUGAGAACACCUCCCAUAAGAUGUUCAAUAAACAAAAAAUUAAUUUUGCGAGAGUCUUAAAUGUUAAACUGCGUGAUAUUUUUAUUAUAUUUUUCAUAAUGAACUUAAAAACUAAUAAAUUUUACCUUGGAAAAUCUGUUUUAACCCCCCCCCUCCCUUUUAAUUCAGAUCCCGAGGGUUGUGCAGCUCAGAGUUGAAGAAUUGAUGUUCUAGAAUAUAAGCAUGACUCUAAUAUAGCUGACCCUCACUUUGUUACAAAAAAAAUGGUAACUUUUGAAAAUUGCUUUCCAAAGAUUCAUCUCAGUAUUUUAAUUUCGGCUUUUAAUGCUACUGUCGAUGCCCAUCAUAUAAACUUUUGAUCGCUAAAGUUUUUUAGGUUAUAAAAUCUUCCGUAUAAUUGAUAAAUGAUAAGCUUUACGCUGGUUGGUAUUUUCUGUGCAAAAGCUAAAUACAGAUCGUAUUUUAAUUCGCAUUCAAAUUUCAUUUGAGAAAAUAACUUAAUUUUGAACAUAUUUAUUGUACAAUAAAGCUUUUUCUUCUCUGAAAGAAUAAGAAUUUAAUCUUUCUUGAAAGUGAUUAGAGUAAUAAAGCAGCUUUCACUAGAUUUAAAAUUUGUUAUUUUAGCUGCUACUAAUUAUUAAGAGUAUGAGAUAUGAAUUUUUAGUUCUGUGUUUUGUAAGUUACUUGAAUAAUUUAAAUGCUGUAAGUUCUCAUCUGUUACCUUGAGCAGCCUUGAGGUAGUUUAUUUCAUAGUCUCAAACAUAAAUUAUUGCCAUAUGAAAUAUAGUUUACAGUACGGUACAAAGCAAAUUAGGUCUCUACCUAAAUUUCUACCUCAAACUGUUUUGUUAUCUCUUUAAAGCCACUUUUUCAUUUUUUAUUAAUAUUAGCAUCAAUCUUAAACAUUGUUUUUACAUUAAUCAUCUCUCUAAUUCUUCCCACUUGGGUGCAUAGAUAUUAAUUUUAAUGUGUAGCAUAUAUAAUGAAGUCUUCCAGCUCUGCGAAAAUGCGAUUAUUGAAAUGAAUUUUAUAAUCUAAAAUAUUUCUCUUUGACUUAAUUUUUUGCCAAUAUGUAUGGUUGUAGAUUAGUAUAAUAAAUUUAUGCAUAGUUGUAAAUGAUAAGCAAACUGAACACAGCGUAAAAUGUAAAGCGUCGUUGUUUGAAAUAUAUUGAAGAUUUCGAAACGACUUCUAUAAAAUUUAUUAAAGUGGAUACUCGAUUCCUAUAGACCACAAGUUAUCCCGCAGAUUUCUUCCUGGAUUUCUUUGACGAUGAGCAAUUUAAUACCAGAACUAAUGCAAGUAAAAGAUUCGGUGAGAUAAGAUAUUAUUCAACAUGGGAACUGAGCUUCUCCCCUCAUAUUCCAUGGUGGAAAUCAAGUUAAAAUAAAGCAGGAACUUUUUAGUUUGUUUUGAACUUUCAUAGUUUUGCAUUUCCUUGUUUCCUUUUCUCGAGACACCCGUACUCAUACGUAAACUGAAUUCCUCUUUCGUUAAUAUAAUAUUAUCCAUUACAAUCACAGCAUUGUCUUGAACCAUACAAGAAGAAUAAGCCAGUAUUUUCUUUAAUAGUUUUUAUUUAGUGCCCAAUAUGUUGUGAUUACAUAUCUCAAAAGAGAAAUUUUUCUUCUUAAAUACAGAACAUAAAGAACAAACUACAUAGCACUAAGAAGAUAUAAUUAUUUCUCACAUUUAAUUGCGAUUGACCUCUUGUGCUUUGCUAUAAAUAAGAAACUAAAUCCACGUUAAGCUACAGGUUAAGUACAUGUUAUUACAUAUACAAAAAUGUGUUCUUUUUUAUGCAUUUAAAUCACAAAUAAAUAUUUAAUUUAUUUCCUAAAGUUCAACCUUAAAUUUAUCUUGAAUGGUAGUUAUACUGACAUGCCUGUAAGAAAUCACCACACACAUCUAGCGCUGUUACACUUACUACAAAACUCGCACAAUGUUAUCGAACCUUUUCUUGAGGCUUGCAGGCAUUAAAAAAUGAACAAUUUUUAAACCAAUGAUCUUAGCAUAUAAAUUAAACUUUUCUUAUCUUUAAAGCACUUGAUGAUUCUAAUUUCAUUAAAUUUUAUAUUUCAAAUUGAGAAAGAAAUGACUGAAAGAUUUCAUUGAUCAAAAAUUUUAUAUCCGGCACUUAUCUCAAAUAAUGUCUGAUUCCAUUAAUAUUUAUUUAUUUGUAGUUUAGCGCUACCUUCUGCCCAUUUCUAACUAAGCAUUUCAUCUCGAAAGCCAUUCUUUAAGGGUAAUACUUUCGUUUAUCCAUUCACCCGAAUGAGCAUAGUAGUAGUAAAUAUCGGCAGUUUUUCCAAGGCGAAAUAUGGGUUACUAUUAGUGACGUUUGGUGCAUGAAAUAUAAUUUUUAAAUCUAAAUCAUCUUGAAAUAACUAUAGAUUUUACCUGUGUUCUGCUUGCUUUUCAGCCUUUCAUUCUGAGAAAUUGUGCAAAUUUAAUGCUAAUUUUUAUGCAGUUAUACUUCUCGUAUUGAAAAAGGCUGUUGUGCAUCAUAAUCGCUUUUUGUUGAUCAUGUGAAAUAUGAAUGUUGCACAUUUUGCAUCCAAGAAUCUACAGAAUUACUUUAUUUAUGGUAUGAUAUUUACAAUGUAUUUUUGAAGUUGUAAUUAAGAUUUUGUGUAAAAAAAUUCAAAUACUAUCUGUGACACGUUUUUGUAUGAGUAAACAAACUAAGUCUAUAUAGUUGCGGAUGGUUAUUCUUGUUCUAUGUAUAAAAGAUGUGAAUUCUAUUGUAAUUUAAAGAUUCGACUAACAGUGUUAAAGAAAUAUAUUCUUUUAUGUGUGUACAUGAAAUUUGACUGAUUUUCAAUUAUUUAAUCUUUAAUUUUAUGUAGAUUCCAUUUAAAAGCACUUAAGAGUGGUUAAAAAUAAUUUUGAUUGUACAUUUUUAUCAAAAUGCUAAACGUAAUCAGUUCUGAACUGAGUUGAUAGAAUUUAUAUUCAUAGAUGGAAAGGUUAAUAUAAUUAUUUGUAGAUAUUUGAUAUUGAAGUGAACUGAUACUUGCUUCACGUUUUGUUUAUGUAUAGAUUUCCUUGUAUUUUGUGUGCAUGUGUGCAUAUAUAUUGAAUAUUUACUGAAAAGAAAAUUUUACACAAAGUGGAUAUUAUCAGUUCAUUAAAAUAAUAAAGAACUGUUUAUAUCUGGAACUGUUAUGAAAUAGGCGUCUGCAUUUGCUUUUCUGAGUUUUGUAUCCUUGACUCUGUGGUACAGGAAUGAACGGCUGCGUCCGAUUUCAAUGAACUUCUCCAAAAGAAGCAUAAUUAUAUAGUCACAGCUUUAAUUUACAUUUGAAACAAUGCGGCAGUAAAGCGUAUUGUAAAAACAUACGUUAAGACAUUUAAAACUCUAUUUCUAGCGUAAACCGUCUUUCUUUUAUGCUCAUUGCUAAUUCAAAACUAGGACAUUCAAAAGUCGUAGCGUCAGUUAAAAUAAUUUAGUACUAAAAUUAAAUAUUAGAUGUUGAGCGCUAAUUAAUUAUUCAGGAACUAAUUUGGAAGCGACUAACUCUUUUAUCGACAGUUGGUUCAAAAAUGUAGGCAAUCACAGUUUUUCAAACUCAUCGGAGUAAUUACAUCAUUUAGCUCAAAUUUUCAUUGUAUUGUUAUAACGUGUAGUUUUUCAUCGUGUGCGCAGUGUUCCAGCUGCAUAGAUUGGUUGAUCGACGCUUUAAUAUAGUACCACAGGUAAGUGCAAGUGGGGUAGGGUGCCUUAUAUGACAAUUGGCGUGUCAGCUUAUGUGCGUUCCUAGCAGUUUGUGCGUAGCCUUUCAAAGCAAUUUUUAUGUAUCGUUUCUAUAUUUAGAGCUUGUCGUUUUUAGCUGCAUAUUUUUUUAGAGAAGUCAUGCUACAUAUCUGCCCAAAAUGUGCCUAGUCAGGACCUCAGUAUGACAUCACUGUACAUUCCACACCUCAUUUGGUCGCCUUCAGUUCAAGGAAUAAUGUUUGCGGUAUGGAAUGUAUUGUCUUUGUACGAUGCUGCCACUUAGUGGUGAAGUGAUAGUGUGCAAAAAUAAAAGUGUGGUGAUAGAUAAAA